Messenger RNA from Punica granatum (pomegranate), 618 nucleotides. Lineage: Eukaryota; Viridiplantae; Streptophyta; Magnoliopsida; Myrtales; Lythraceae. The record is from RefSeq and is a predicted model, not a curated record.
AUGCAGACGAAUGAACCAAGCUGGGAUGUGCCGACCGGUCGGAGAGAUGGGUGGGUUUCUCAGGCCUUUGACACAUUGAAUCUACCGGCGUUCGACUUCGUGGACGUGCAGAAGAAGAAGUUCGCCAAUUUCGGGUUGAGCACUCAAGAUCUUGUUAUUCUUGUCGUAAAGUAUAGCUGCCACACGAUCGGAACAUCGGCCUGCCAGUUCUUCAGCUACAGGCUAUACAACUUCACAAACACGACGGCCAGCAGAGCCAACCCGUCAAUCAUCCCAUCCUUCCUUUCCCAGCUCCAAUCGCUCUGCCCCCGGGGAGACAGCUCCAGGAGGGUCACCCUCGAUACAGGAAGCCCCGACCGCUUCGACAGUUCGUUCUUCACAAACCUCAGAAACGGUUGCGGGAUCCUUGACUCCGAUCAGAAGCUCUGGACGGAACCCACCACGAGGGCGUUUUUGCAGCAGUUCUUGGCGUUCGGGGGCCCUAGUGGACUGAACUUCAACGCCGAGUUUGGUCAGGCGAUGAUUAAGAUGAGCAAUAUCGGUAUCGAGACUAGAGCUGACGGAGAAAUAAGGAAGAUAUGUUCUACGAUAAAUAAAUUUCAAAUUGCUGGUUAUUAG